Messenger RNA from Mitosporidium daphniae, 492 nucleotides. RefSeq lists its product as uncharacterized. The transcript is spliced from 3 exons. Lineage: Eukaryota; Fungi; Microsporidia. The record is from RefSeq and is a predicted model, not a curated record. Bases 1 to 492 code for a protein of 163 amino acids.
AUGCUGAAAACCUCUCGGCUUUUCCUUUCAACGGCUUUCAGACAGCACUCUGAAAUCAAUGCAGCAGCACCCAAUGUGCUUUUAAAGCUCAGCUCUGAAGAGUCUCUUUUUGCUAAACGGCUUGGAUUUUCAGUCGAUGAUUCGUCUUUUUCAUGUAAUCCAACCGAUGGGUCAAUUGUGAGUCCACAUUUCAUUAUCCAGACGUUAACGCACAAAACCUACAGGGAUGGCCGAGCAUUUUUUGAAACUUUGCCUGCUGCCAAGUAUGUAGAAACUUUGAAGGAUCCGGCCAAGAUUUCCAUCAAAGAUCUUUUAGUUCAAAACCAAGGAAAUAUAUCGAUGCAAAAGUGCAUCUCUUUUCUUGACAUUCCAGCGACAAAAACAGGAAUUGCAAAAGUUGUUGCCGAGGAAACCAUAUAUGCUUCCAUUGGAGCUAUUCUCCUGCGAAAAGGUGCCCAACAAGCGAGGGCAUUUCUUUCUACUUUUGCAUAG